AUGUCUACAACCGGAGGCAACGCAGAGGUCAUCGCGAAGAAAGGCGAUGUCAUACUCCAGCUAGGCAAAGACGGGGUCGCAGAGGGUGUUCGCAACGUCCUUGUCGCAUCCGUGGCUCUUAGCCUCGCUUCACCAGUCUUUGCAGCUAUGUUCGACGGUCGCUUCUCCGAAGGCCAGAAUCUCUCGCCAGCUUCACCACGUACAGUUCCGCUCCCGGAUGACGAUCCUGAGUCCAUCAUCAUGAUCUGCAAGAUCGCACACUUCCAGACAUCGCAGCUUCCCGUCAAAAUUACCGCCAUGGCAGUUUCCAAACUCGCGCUCGCAUGUAACAAGUACGACUGCGUGGAUGGGGUCCGAUCAUGGGCUAUUAUCUGGAUCGCCGCCCUUCUUGAAGAUCCCGAUGCUGCGGACUUCGAGAAGAUGAUUCUUGCUACACAUCUCCUUGAGUUGCCGAGUGAAUUCUCCAGGGUUUCUCAGAGACUGGUGCGAGACCAAACCACGAUCCUCAGUGUUACAGAAGCCAUGGACGGUCAUGAAUUUCUGCCUCUGUUGGUAUAUGAAUAUAUCCUACUUCACCAGAUCUGUUAUCAGAAUGAGAUCACCAGGAUAUUCGCUUCGAUCGUUACAGGAAAAGAGUCCUGCAAUACGAGCAGCCAGGCCGUUGUUACUUUCGUCAGGUACCUCCAGAGAAACGAUCUAUGGCCUAUCAAAGAGUACUCGGCACCGGUCAUCAAGUCCAGACUUGUAGCCGUGCCUGAAGCAACCACCCCUUAUGGCAACGUCACUAACGCAAGUUGCCGUACCUCAGCCUGCGUCUGCAAGUCUGAUGCUCGGCUCAUCAAGGCCAUCCUUAUAGCCGAGCUCGAUAAGGCAUACAACAUGAUACAGGGUGUCUGCUUAGACUGUGUUCGUCAAAAGCUACUCGGAGAGCAAAAGCGGGAGUGUCGCGUGCCCCAUGCGACGAAAGAAGCAACGGUUUACCCUUGA
Molecule: messenger RNA, 987 nt
Organism: Alternaria arbusti
Lineage: Eukaryota; Fungi; Ascomycota; Dothideomycetes; Pleosporales; Pleosporaceae
Exons: 1
Coding region: 1-987 (328 amino acids)
Source: RefSeq, a predicted model, not a curated record